AUGGAUGGAACCACAGGAGGUGGAACAGGUGCAGGUGGUAAACGAGCAGGACAACCAAGUACAAGUUCAACAGCAGCAGCUGGAAAAGGAAAAGGUGCUGCUGCUAGUGGUGGUGCAGGUAAAACUGGUACGACUACAUCAGGUCGGCCAGGUACAGGUAAAGGAAGUGCAGAAAAAACAAUCGAUACAAGCAAACCUUAUUGGAUAUUACGUCUAGUAUCCGAUGGAGAUAAAGCGGAUGAAUUAACAAUUAAAAAAGAUACUGAACGAAAUGAAGAAUUAAUUAAUAUGAAGAAAGCAUGGGAAACAUUUGAAGCUGGUCGAGCUCAAAAGGCCAUGAAAACAAGACAAAAAUUUCUCGAUUCUUUACAACCAAAAGUCGAAGAACGUCCAUCAUCAGGUACACUAGAUGGUACAAUAAAACGACCUGAAAGUCGUGCUGGUGAAGAACCAUCUAGUACAACUACGACGAUUUCUACAACUGCUACAGCAACUGAACAACAACAGGUUGCUAAACAAACGUCACCUGCAACAGGACCAACAACAAAGAAAAGUGCUUCAUCAGCAGGAAAUAAAAAAGUUGCAGCUAAAGAAGAUGCAUCUAAACAAGUUGAAUCAAUAUCAGCACAGCAAGAACUUACACUACCGCAACCAGUAGUUGAUGAACCUCUUCUCAAUCAACCACCACCAGCUAAACCUAAAAUUAUUUUACCACCACUUGAUGUUAAACCUUUUAUCAAACAUAAAAUGCUUUCUGAUGAACCAAUUGUAUUAGAUCCUUUAUUUGAACAAGAAGAUAUACGUCGUCGUCAUGCUGAAUUUCUUGAAUAUGCUAAAUAUGCAGAUGAAAUUCGUCAAUAUCGUGAAGAAGAUCAUCAUAAUCGAUAUAAAGAAAAAAUUCGUCAAUUAGAAGAAUAUGUUGAUUUACAAGCAAAAAUUGAUCAAUCUCGUCGUACAAUUAAUGAACCUCGUGAAGCAUUUCGGCAACGUUUUCUUGAAGUUGAGCGUAAACGACUUGCAGAAUUAGCUGCUCAAGAACAAGAAUUAAUUGCAGCAGCUGAAAAAGCAAAAGCAGCUGCAGCUCCAGCCAAAGGUAAAGGUUCGGCUGGGAAGAAAGGCAAGAAAUAA
Rotaria sordida is the source of this 1128-nucleotide messenger RNA. The record is from the annotation of a GenBank genome assembly. Lineage: Eukaryota; Metazoa; Rotifera; Eurotatoria; Philodinida; Philodinidae.